This is a messenger RNA of Scomber japonicus (chub mackerel), 3039 nucleotides long. RefSeq names its product lisH domain-containing protein ARMC9. Gene Ontology annotation, cellular component: centriole; ciliary tip; ciliary basal body. The transcript has 18 exons. Gene Ontology annotation, biological process: cilium assembly. NCBI's taxonomy places the organism in Eukaryota, Metazoa, Chordata, Actinopteri, Scombriformes, Scombridae. Gene Ontology annotation, molecular function: protein binding. The record is from RefSeq and is a predicted model, not a curated record. Bases 154 to 1995 code for a protein of 613 amino acids.
UAAUCCAGGCCCUAAGUGUAUAAAAUCUUGUUAAAAACUUCAUAAAAGCAUCCUGUUUAUGACCAUUACAGCUACAUAUGCAUUACUGGUCAUGUGAAUGCAGUUUAUUUGUGUUUGCUUAUCUGUGUGUGUUUGUUUGAUGGCACAGAGGCCAUGCAGCAGUUACAGCUUCAGCUCAUUGAAUCGGACCGUCGCGUCACCAGCUACAUGCGGAAGUACAACAAAAUGCAAGCCGACUACCACAACUUGAUUGGGAUCACUGCUGAACUGGUUGACUCACUGGAGGCCACUGUCAGCGGAAAAAUGAUCUCCCCCGAGUACCUGCAGACUGUGUGUGUUCGCCUGUUCAGCAGCCAGAUGAGGCAGAGCAUGGUGCAGAGCACUGACUUCACCAGGCCCGGCACAGCCUCCUCAAUGCUGCGAGCCUCCAUUGCACCACAGAGGUCUAAGGAAGUGCCAAUGCUACCCUCACUGGACUAUGAGAAACUGAAGAAAGACCUUGUUGAAGGUUUAGACCGACUCAAGUCUCUGCUGCUUCAGGCGUUGCGCUGGAGACUAACUCGCUCACUCCCUGGUGAGCAGAGAGACACAGUGCUCCAGGCCUACAUCAGCAACGAUCUGCUGGAACGCUACAGCACAAAACAGAAAACUGUGCUUCAUUUAAUUAGGUCGAAGAACGAGAUUGUCCAACAGUACAUGGCUCGUCUCAUCAAUGCAUUUGCUUCCCUUGCAGAGGGUCGGGUUUACCUCUCCCAAAUUCCCAUUCUUCUGAAAGUUUUGACAGAGGCACUCAGGAAGGAGGAAAAAGACUCCCUGACUAGAGAGAAUGUGCUAGUGGCUCUGCAGAAGCUCAGCCUCAGGAGGAGCCAGCAGACAGCUAUGAUAGAGGAUGAUCUUAUUGGCUGGCUGGUGGAUGAGCUACACAACUCAGACAGUCUGAGUGACUACACCCUGGAGUAUUCUGCAGCUCUGCUUAUGAACCUGUGUCUGCGAACAAAAGGAAAAAGGAAGUGUGCAGAGAAUGCCAAGCAUGUGCUGAAGGUUCUAACUGACCUUCUUGGACAUGAGAAUCAUGAGAUUCGACCAUAUGUGAAUGGAGCCCUUUACAGUAUCCUGUGUAUUCCCUCUGUGAGACAGGAAGCCAAAGAGAUGAGUGUAGAGGAAAUUCUUCGCUGCUAUAGCAAAGAGGAGAACCCAGACCUCAACAGACAGAUUGAAUUCAUCAUUAAACAACUGAACUCAGCUGAGGAAGAGGGACCAGAGUCAGAUGAUGAAGAGGAAGAGGACGACAAUGAUGAGGAUUUAAUGGAGACAGACCUGGAUAAAGAGGAAGUCCUCCAGCCACAGCCCAGGGAGCUGUCUGGGGAGAGUCUGCUCACCACUGAAUACUUGGGAAUUAUGACAAACAUGGCAAAAGUGAAAAGGAAGUCAACCCCUCUGCCACAACCGAGUGUUGAUGAGCCCCUACAACGGCCUGUCACACCAAGCUCUCAUCGUAAUGUCAAUGCAGUGGAUUACAAAGUUGGCAGUCAGAGAGGUGAUGGUAACAGGGACAUGGAAUACCCUCUGAGCAGACAGAAGAGUGAGGAAGGAAGCCUGCCUACUUCCCGAUACAACUCCCGACCCCCCACACGCUCUGGCAGUCGCCCCAGCACUGCUGACUCCCUGCGCCACAGCAUCGACUCAGAAUGUGGCCGGUUGUCCCAGGAGUCAGAGUUGGACAGACUGUAUGAGAGCCGAGCCAGAAAAGGACAUUCCCAGGAGGAACACAAUGGACACUCUGCCAGCGGUGAUUAUAUCCCUGCGUUUGAAAGCCAACCCAAGAUUCCCCGGACACCUGAUGCAGCAGCCAGCCAGAGCAGCCGGGGUCGAGGCCCGGCUCUGGCACCCCAGUUUUCCCAGUCGGAGCCACGGCAGAGCAGCCGGCCAGGCUCUGCCAGUUCCCCAGGGGGAGGGGCACAGCAAAGUGGAAGCAGUCAGUCGAAGCGGAGGUGAAGAGGGAACUGUCACCAUGGAGUAGCUCUAUCUCCCCCGGAGCAUCAGGCUUCCUGUAACAUCAUCCCCCCAGGUUGUGAUCAGGGUCAGGGCAACAGAGAUGGUCGAGAAUCAGCAGCGGGACGAGGAGGAGGAGGGGCUGGUACAAUGUGAAGGAUUGUGGCCCUGCCUUUUUCCCCCCUUUUCGGCUUCAGCACAGACUUCUGUAACAUAAUAUGAGGUCAGACAAUAAUCACAGCUCCCAACGCUGUGCACCUUGUAGCCUCAUUUGGCCUCGAAUUUCUCCACUCUCUCAUCCAGGUUAUAGCUGGAAAAACUAAAUAUGUGCAACAUCCUACAGCCGUGACAUAAUUGUUGUGUUACAUGAUGCUGGUGUUCUGACUCAGAAGUGUAGCCUUCAGUUAGUGAUCACCUUUUUCUUCAUCUGCCCACUGGCCUACCAGUUUUCUGACUUGAGCACGUCCCUUUCAUUAAAUCAGUAGUUCCAUAGAAAACAUCUUAAGAGAAUGGACCCUAUUCAGAUUCAUUCGCACCAAGGACUGGGCCAGUGAGUUUUUGUACAUAUCAUUCAAAAACAAAUAAAAAGCUAAUUUUUUGUUCUCAACUUGAUACAUAAAUCAAUAAUCCUCUGAAUUUCACUAUGUACUCUAUAUGUUGAUUUUUGACCAUAGUGGAAAUAUUCGUCCACAUGAAUAAAUGAUUGUACCAGCUUCAAAUAUAUAAACAUUAGCUCGUAUCAGAGUAGCUGCUCUUGUUUAACUUAAGCUUCAGAGACGUUUACAAGAACUACACAGGUCUUGACAUCACUUGUCGGACUAGUGCAUGUUUUUAAAUAAGAACUGCUUAUUUCUAUUGAUAUACAUCAUACAUACAACAUCUGAGAAAAACUUGAAUUUUUGUGAAUGUCUUAAAUCAUUGUUUGUAUUGUAAAUUUGCACAGUUUUCCAGUUGCUGUGAUGUAUAUUUGUUAGCUGCUACAUUUUUGUUGUAAUGUAUUUCGAUAGUGAUUGAAUUUUAUAUUUCUUAAGUGAUUUUAAAUAAAUG